Messenger RNA from Ruditapes philippinarum (Manila clam), 1277 nucleotides. RefSeq lists its product as uncharacterized. The record is from RefSeq and is a predicted model, not a curated record. The transcript has 2 exons. Lineage: Eukaryota; Metazoa; Mollusca; Bivalvia; Venerida; Veneridae. Bases 162 to 809 code for a protein of 215 amino acids.
UAGAAAACAACGAAUUUCAUUGGUUAAAUUUUAACGUGGGGUAAACUCACCAUAGGUCAAUAGAUAAUAUUGUUUUUGUACUUUAAACACCUGAUAGAAAUAUGUUCUUAUAUUAUUGAUGUAGAAUUAAGUUAUAUUUGACUACAUUGAAAGGUUUUAUAAUGUUUAUCAGGACCAUUGUAUUGGUUGCGCUGGUGGCCUCGGUUAUUUCGGAGGAGGGCGUGUCCAACAAUGACGACUGGGCUUAUCAGUGGUACUCUGGUGAAUCUUUCCGGUUCCGGUGUCAUAUAUCUGGUUUGAACGUCACUGAGCCAGGCUACGUUACCUGGGAAACAGCAGAUCAUAAAGUAUUGUCAAAACACCACAACGAUACGGAAUAUGAACUUUUUAAAUACAACAUGGUAGACGGCUUUGAGCUAUUAAUCAAGAAUGUUAACCCAAACGUACAUGGUGUGUACAUCUGUAAAGUGUUCACUAGCGGUGGUGAAAUAAGAGGACAUACUAUAUACGGUCUGAACAUCCAUGAAGUAAAAUAUCACGUUAUGAUGGACAAAUACAAGAGUCAAAUCAACGUGGCUCUCAUAGCAACGGCGGUAUUUCUCGUGCCAAUACUAACAACUUGUCUAGUUUGGCACUUUCAGUACGUUACACCAGAAAUGGAAGCGCGAGCAAGACGUAGGAAAAUGGGCCAGAAACCGUAUAGCAUUAGUAACGAAAUGCAGACGACAAAUGGACAUCUUGCAGACACAGUUGCUUCACCAGAAUGGAAUGGGGCAUACGAAAAUAAAGAAGUUUUCACCCAAUUGUAGACUAUUCAAGUUUUUGAUAAAAAGAAAAUAUCGUUUUUUUCCGCCCAAAGAUUCAUUAUAUAUUAUAAUAUUAUACAUUAUACAUUAAACAUCGUAUGCAGCAACUUCUGUCGGUAAUAAGAUUCGUUCUUUUACAGAAAGAAUGUGUAUGAUAGGAGUGGAUUAAAUCAAAGUGUUCGUCGCCAUGAUAGAAGCGAUGGAAGAUUGCAGAACUUUUAGUGUUUUUUUUUAAUUCUUUGGCCUUCGUAAAAUAGCUUAAUACAAUAGAAUAAGUAUUUCAAUAUGUAGUAAUAAUAAAAAAUGAACAUUUAAUGGACUGGUUUUGAAAUCUAAAACCGAGUGACGAAAAACACACACGAAAAAACAACCAAAAAACAAAACAUUUAUCAAUUUAUAUAACAUGAAAACAGGAUUUAGAGGAUAAUGCAGGAGUUUUUAUGUCAAAAUAAACUGAUGUGUCUGGUAAAA